Molecule: messenger RNA, 2546 nt
Organism: Jaculus jaculus (lesser Egyptian jerboa)
Lineage: Eukaryota; Metazoa; Chordata; Mammalia; Rodentia; Dipodidae
Gene: Angpt4
Product: angiopoietin 4
Exons: 9
Coding region: 390-1904 (504 amino acids)
Biological process (GO): signal transduction
Molecular function (GO): receptor tyrosine kinase binding
Source: RefSeq, a predicted model, not a curated record
AGCACAGCCCGGGCUGUGGUCCUGCGCGUCCUUCUCUGGGGAGGCCAGGUCCCAUGGAGCAAUAAAAGGCCCAGAGACCAGGCGGAGGGUGGGGUGGGUGCCAGCAGGCAGCACGGGCCAGGCUGAGCACAGGAGGCUAGAAGGGACAGGGAGAGGAGCGAGGUGCCGGCGCCUGGGGGUGGGAGCAGGAGGCGAGGCCUCGCAGGGGAAGCCAGCAGCUGGGACUGCAGCAAAUAUAAACAGCCCAGGCGAGCUGGCCCGCAGAGUGCGGCAUCAGGACUCUGCCGCCAGGUCUGUCCCCAGCCGGUCACAGCAGCGCAUCCGGACCCGGGCUGGACGCGGGCGGGCACACCACGCCCCGGUGACUCUGACCAGACACUCUGUCUCGGAUGCUCUUCCAGCCAGCCAUGCUGCUAGGCGGCCUCCUCCUCGUGCUGGCCGCAGUGACCGCAGCCCAGCGGAGGGGCCAGGCAGCCGGAGGGCGACGCCAGACCCACCGAGUCCAGCACGGUCAGUGCAGUUACACCUUCGUGCUGCCAGAGCCCGACCCCUGCCCGAUGGAGCCCGAGGCCUUCGGGGGCUCCAACAGCCUCCAGAGGGACUUGCCAGCUUCAGGGCUCCACCUGGGGGAGUGGCGAGCCCAGCGAGUGCGACAGCUGGAGAAGAUGCUGGAGAAUAACACGCAGUGGCUGCAGAAGCUAGAGCAAUCCAUCCAGAUGAACUUGAGAUCAGAGAUGGCACAGGCCCAGCAGCAUGUGGGCCAGAACCAGACGGCCGCCAUGCUCGAGCUGGGCACCAGCCUCGUGAACCAGACCACGGCGCAGACCCGCAAGCUCACCGCCAUGGAGGCUCAGGUCCUGAACCAGACAUCGCGCAUGGAGAUCCAGAUGCUGGAAACCUCGCUGUCCACCAACAAGCUAGAGAAGCAGCUCCUACUGCAGGGCCACUUGCUGCACCGGCUGCAGGGUCGCAACAGCGCGCUGGAGACUCGGCUGCAGGCCCUGGAAACGCAGCAGCAGGCCCAGAUGGCCAGCCUCCAGGACCAGCGGGAGCGGCUUCGAGGCCUCCUGAGUCACCAGAGCAGCGCGCUCGCCAGCCUCCAGCAUGGCCUGCGGGCUGCCAAUAGCAACUCCAGCUUCCUGCAGCAUCAGCAGCGCCAGCUGGUGGAGUUCAUGCAACGCCUGAUGCACAUCAUGACCCAGAACCAAGAUCAGAGCCACAGGCCGGCCUCCUUGAGGACACCUGAGAGGGUGUUCCAGGACUGUGCAGAGAUCCAGCACUCUGGGAUCAACGUCAGCGGUGUCUACACUAUCCAUGUGGCCAAUAUGACGGAACCUUUGAAGGUGUUCUGUGACAUGGAGGCCGAAGGAGGUGGCUGGACCCUCAUCCAGCGACGGCAGGACGGCAGCGUGAAUUUCCAACAGAACUGGAAGGGCUACAAAGAGGGCUUUGGUGACCCAGCUGGCGAGCACUGGCUAGGCAAUGAGGUGGUACACCAGCUGACCCAAAGGACGGCCUACUCUCUGCGCAUAGAGCUGCGGGACUGGGAAGGCCACGAGACCUCUGCCCAGUAUGAGCAUUUCCAACUGGGCAGCGAGGAGCAGAUGUACAGCCUCUCUCUGCGAGGAAACAAGGACUCUGCCACACAAAAGAACAGCCUGGCCCCACAGGGCACCAAGUUCAGCACCCGCGACACGGACAACGACAACUGUGUCUGCAAGUGUGCCCAGAUGAUGUCUGGAGGGUGGUGGUUCGACGCCUGCGGCCUCUCCAACCUCAACGGCAUCUACUACCCGGCUCGCCACCACAUGCGCAAGCUCAAUGGCAUCCGCUGGCACUACUUCCGGGGCCCCAGCUACUCGCUGCGUGCCACACGCAUGAUGCUGAGGCCGGUGGAUGACUGACACACCGAGCCGCAGAAUGUGGCCAAGCAGGAGGAGCCGUGACCGGGGUGCCCUGUGCGAGCUGGACCCAGCGCAGUACCCAGGGCUGGGGGACUUGUCCUCCACGCGCUGGGUCACCAGAGCCAACGCUCCUUGUCCCCCAAGUCCAAAGAGUCACUUGCCUUCUCAUGCCCCCUCCCCGAUUUGUGAGAUGCUGAGUCCUCGGGGCGCUGCCUCUACCACACUUUGUCCUCCCACAGGGACAAGACAGACUGAUGUUGGCUCCUCUGGGGAAUAUGGGGCUCAUGGUGGGGCGACAGUGGGUGAAGGGAGCCUGCGGGCAGGGAGCUCCCUCCUUCGGGAGGUCCAGGCUUCCUGGUCUUGAGAUGUCAGUGGACUUUCUUUACCAGCCUUGAUGGCGUUGCACUCAUCCCUCUCAUGGUGGCCAGCACUUCCCCUCCACGCUCCCCAGAUCCUACGAUCCAGUGUCCAGCACUCACAUCUGGUCUCUGAGGGGACUUGUGGAGGUCUAAGAAAGGAUUCCUUUACUCCCAGCGGGCCCCAAAGUGUGUUCCGUAGGUGAUCACAAGAGCUCCUUUCUCAAGUACCUAUGGUUAAGCGAGAGAAACACCAGGCUAAAUAAAAAGGAACAAGCAUUCUUAA